This is a messenger RNA of Sarcophilus harrisii (Tasmanian devil), 2803 nucleotides long. RefSeq names its product solute carrier family 25 member 23 (gene SLC25A23). Gene Ontology annotation, molecular function: calcium ion binding; ATP transmembrane transporter activity. NCBI's taxonomy places the organism in Eukaryota, Metazoa, Chordata, Mammalia, Dasyuromorphia, Dasyuridae. Gene Ontology annotation, biological process: transmembrane transport. The coding region runs from base 539 to 2101 and encodes 520 amino acids. The record is from RefSeq and is a predicted model, not a curated record. The transcript is spliced from 10 exons.
AUCCCACGUGUCUAGAGAAGGGAGGGGAGUAUCCCUAAACCCAAGAGUGCCGGCUCUCCAGCUCCUCACCAUCCCCCGCUCUCUGCUCCCCCAGAGCCAAGGGUAAGGGUAGAGGGGGCGGGGAGGAGGUGCCAGAUCUCUGCCGGGCGGCGACGACAAGCACAGAAAGCCUGUCUGCUUCUCUGCCUGCCUGCCAGCCAGCCUCCCUCCCAACCUUCCUCCUCCUCCCGUUCGCUUUCCCAGCCCCGGGGCAGUUGUCUGGGCUUUAGCGGAGGGACUCGAUCUUUGUGGGAGAGCAGUCAUUGCUUCAGCCCCAGCCCGGCCCGGCCCGGCCGGGUGCCGGCAAACUGGGAGAGGGUAAGGGAGAGGGGGAGGGGGAGCCUCUAAGCUCCAGCUGAGCCCGGGCCACCCCCUCCUUUUUCCCUCCCUCCUUCCAUUCCCCUCUCCCCUCCCCCGAGGGCCGGGGGGCCGGGCUGGGGCAGGAGCAUGAGGCUGGCGGGCACUGGCUCAGGCACUGGGUGGUAGCCACGGUACAGCCAUGGCCAGGACCAGUCCGGGCCACAGCCCCCCUGCCGGGGACCCCGAGCGCCAGCAGCGAUGGGGCCUCCUUUUCGACGAGCUGGACAGCAACAAGGAUGGCCGCGUGGACAUUCACGAGCUGCGCCUGGGGCUGGCCCGGCUAGGCGCGAGGACCCCGGACAGCGCCGGCCAGGACAUUCUCCAGGAGGGGGACAUAGACCAAGAUGGGGGCCUGACCCUUGAGGAGUUCACCCGCUACCUGCAGGAACAUGAGAGACGGCUGCUGCUCAUGUUCCACAGCCUGGACCGGAACCAGGAUGGCCACAUAGAUGCCUCAGAAAUCCAGCAGAGCUUCCAAGCCCUGGGCGUUUCCAUCUCUUUGCAGCAAGCUGAAAAAAUUCUGCACAGCAUGGACCGUGAUGGGACAAUGACCAUUGACUGGCAAGAAUGGCGAGACCACUUCCUGCUACAGCCCCUGGAGAACAUGGAAGAUGUCCUGAAGUUCUGGAAGCACUCAACGGUCCUGGACAUAGGUGAAUGUCUGACAGUGCCCGAUGAGUUCUCAGAACAAGAGAAGCUGUCGGGCAUGUGGUGGAAACAGCUGGUGGCAGGAGCUGUGGCAGGGGCUGUGUCACGGACGGGCACGGCCCCACUCGACCGACUAAAGGUUUUCAUGCAGGUUCACGCUUCCAAGACCAACCAGCUGAAUGUCCUAGGCGGCUUGCGGAGUAUGGUCCAAGAGGGCGGCAUCCGCUCUCUGUGGCGAGGAAACGGCAUCAACGUGCUCAAGAUCGCCCCUGAAUCCGCCAUCAAGUUCAUGGCAUAUGAGCAGAUCAAGUGGGCGAUUCGGGGGCAGCAGGAGACGCUGCGGGUGCAGGAGCGCUUUGUGGCAGGGUCCCUGGCUGGGGCCACGGCCCAAACCAUCAUCUACCCCAUGGAGGUGCUGAAGACGCGGCUAACCCUCCGCCAGACUGGCCAGUACAAAGGACUGCUGGACUGUGCUCGGCAGAUCCUAGAACAGGAGGGCCCCAGAGCCUUCUACAAGGGCUACCUGCCCAACGUCUUGGGCAUUAUCCCCUACGCGGGAAUCGACCUGGCUGUCUAUGAGACCCUGAAGAACAGGUGGCUCCAGCAGGACAGCCACCACUCAGCUGACCCGGGGAUCCUCAUCCUCUUGGCCUGCGGCACCAUCUCCAGCACCUGUGGCCAGAUUGCCAGCUAUCCCUUGGCUCUGGUCCGAACACGCAUGCAAGCUCAGGAUUUCUCGGCUGCUCCUGGAGCCUGCAACCAACUGAUCUACCCCACCUGGUCACUGACACUGGAUCACCAGAGGAACCUGCCCCAGGAUCUGCUCUGCAUGGCAUUGGCACUGGAUUCCCAACCUCUGGUGGAGGUGGGGAUGGCGGUGGCCCUUCACCCCUACGCCCCCUCCCCUCCCCACUGCACUGACAUGAGAACCCUCUGGUCUCUUCCCCAUCCCCGUGUACUGCAGCUCCACCGGGCCCCCCUGUGGCAGUGCAAAUUCCCUGGAUCCCUCCUCCGAAUCCCCCAUGAUAGCGACACUGUUCUGCUCCAGCCCUGACUACCCCGUCACCCCAGACAGCUCAGCCUAACCCAUCUGUGGGGGAACGCAGGGGUCAGGGAGACACACUAGCUAAGCCCAGCCAGAGAGAGGGUUCCCCAUGGCCCGAGGCAGAGGUCCUCCAGAACCCCACAGCUGAGGACGAACCUUCUACUUUCUUUCCCCCUUCUCUCAUUCCUCAGCUUAGGUAAGAGAUGAGUUUGAAUAAGGCUGAAAAGGGACCCAGGACAGGGUUAGGACCUCUUGCUGAGCCAUACUUAGGUCCACGCCCCUCCCUCCAGCAUCCUCCAAACACAUUCUAAUUGCCAGGAAGAAAUAAAGAGAGAAAGAAAGAAGUCUUAAAAAUCACCCCACCCAGCUCUAUUUUUCUACUGGGGUAAAGAACAGCUAUUCUCCCAACACACACACACACACAUUCCACACCUUCCCCAACCUCCAGGGAAUCUCUGUAUAUACUGCAUUUUAUAGCUGGAUUCUGAGGCUGGGAGUGGAGGUGAGACCUGAGAAUUAAGGUAUAAAAAGGUCUCCUCUCUUCGAAAGCAGAGAAUCUAGUCCCUGUGGAGAGCAGUAUCCAGAGGUCCCUCUUCCCCUCUCAUGCUCCCUCCCCACUCAGUCUCUCUGCCUGUGUGUGCACCUUUUCAAAGGGAAACAAAUGAAUACAUUUUUCUAAGUCCCCAAGGCCAGUCUGUGUGGUGUCUUUAU